Molecule: messenger RNA, 2103 nt
Organism: Penicillium cinerascens
Lineage: Eukaryota; Fungi; Ascomycota; Eurotiomycetes; Eurotiales; Aspergillaceae
Gene: znfA
Product: putative C2H2 finger domain protein
Exons: 2
Coding region: 1-2103 (700 amino acids)
Source: RefSeq, a predicted model, not a curated record
AUGAUCCUUCGACUUGAUCCCUCGUCGAACUUCUAUGAAUCCAAAGGUCGAGACCGUCACGACGAUAGAUCCCUUCACAUGAUGUCCGAUUUGCCAUUCUCAUCCCACGGCCCGUUACCUAUACCGUCCCGACCCGUCAUGAAUACCGCGCCGCCGCCACUUCCCCCACCCCCAAGGAUCCGCGAUCUAGAGAACGGUUAUGAUGCUGGCUGGUUGCAUGGGAAUCCCGGACGACCAACAAACAUACUCCCUCCGAUAAACCCAAAUUCGAGCUUAUAUGGCGGUCAUCGAAGGCCUGAUUCUGCACCGAAGAGCGAUCCUAUGGUGGUGGAUGAACUGGAAGGAAGACAGAGCGGAUUGCCGAUAUCGCGCAGUCCGGAGGCUCAGAUUAAGAUCGAGCCGCCACCUCCAACAGAUGACGGAUUCCCGAAUUCUAUGGCCGUUAAUUCGACAGGUCCAAUUCUCAAAGGCGAGCGUGAUUUCUCACUGCGAAGCGUGAAAGACUCGUCAAAUGCUUAUGACCAACAUCUUCUCUCGAAAAUUGGAAGCUCGCUUUCGCCGCGGGGAUCUAUUAGCCAUGGAUCGGACAACCGGGCCUCCAUUGACCACCGGGGUUCUAUUCCCGCACUCACCGUUCCGUCGCGAACAUCAAGCAAUCUGCCUUCACCGGGGCCUUCCGAAGGCUCUACUCUCGAUGUAAAGUGGUACAGCCCUCAAUCUGCUGGAGCCGUAUCUCCCGGGAGUAAGAUGGGUUGGAGGGAGUAUAUCGAAGGUCGCAGCCCAAGCGUGGAGAGCAAUGCUCCUUCAAUGGCAAUGGACUACGACACGACAUACAUGCGAGAUGUGAGCCGACGACGGUUUCGCGGAACGACACCUUCUCGGGAAGAUAGUAUCAGUCUACCCAGUCGAUCAAAUCGGGGGAGUUAUGACCAGGCAGUGUUUUCAGAUAUUGAAGGCGACUUCUCCGAGCCCGCGGCUCCGCGACAGUUCAUUCUGCGCGAACCUACUCCGCCGUAUCCGGAUGGCUCGAAGCAGGGCAUGAAGCGAAGAGCAUCUUCGCCUCCGCGGGAACCCAUCAGCGAUGAUAGGCAUACCCUUCACAUGGCUACGAGCAACGGCGAUCUGUCUCAACGCAGGACGAGUGGGCAUCCUUUCACAAAUACGUUAUCGGUAAACAGCGGCUAUGCACCAAGCCAACGGACUCUCUCCGCUGCGUCUUCCCUGAGCAUUCGGACCUCCGGGUCAUACUCAUCUGCUCUGUCCAUAGGAGGAAGCAGCAUGACUAGCCUCUCGCCUUACGACAGACUAUCUCCGGGGGGUCUAUCUCCCAGCUCCGACCUUGAUACCUACCACGAAAAGUCCAUUUUGAACCCCAGCUCACCUGUGGCACCCGUGCUAAUUUCACGGAGUGCUAACUCCCUCGAGCCCCCUCUCACGGAUUCCACCGGUAAGGUAUCCAUGGCGCCAAUCCUGAGCGUUCCCAAACCUCCUACAAAGAUCAGUGGUCUGUACAUCUGCGACUGUUGUCCCAAGAAACCCAAAAAGUUCGACAAUCCUGACGAUCUACGGGCCCACGAGAUGGAAAAGCAAUACGCAUGCCAAUACUGCAACAACCGAUUCAAGAACAAAAAUGAAGCCGAACGCCACCAAAACUCCCUUCAUCUCCGCCGCCACUCUUGGUCCUGCGCCGCCCUCCCAGGUUUCCAAGCCGCCUUCCACGGCUCAGUCACCCCAUCUUGCCAAACAUCCGCCGGUCCUUCACACGAUACAUGUGGGUACUGCGGCGAAGAAUUCUCCAACUUCCCACGCCCCAACUGGGACAGUCGUUUUGAGCACUUGACUACCGUCCAUAAGUUCGGCGAGUGCAAUAAUGCGAAGAAGUUCUUCCGUGCGGAUCACUUCCGGCAGCACUUGAAGCAUAGUCAUGCUGGGACGAGCGGCAAGUGGACCAACAUUUUGGAGAAUGCUUGUAUGAAGGAGGAGGAGCCGCCGGAGCCGAGGGAUAAGGCUGGCUCAGGCUCAGGUGGUGCAUCUGGCCACUCUCAGUCGAAUUCGGGAUCCUUGACAUCGAAUACGAUUGAGGAGGUUCUUAGUGAACAAUGA